GUAACCAAGCCCCCUACGGGAGAUACCGGGAGGCUGUCGCCAGUUUGUCCACAGUCAGUCCCUGUCACCGGAGGAUCCGAACGGAGGAAGGUCGACGCGAAUAAUGCGAGCAGCCCAGUAACGUGGAGUGGAGACCAACAGAACCGCCGCCGGCCGUGAUUUUGAAGUCAGACCCCCCCACACCCCCCCCCCAAAAACAAAAAAACAAAAACGCUUCCAUUGCAGUCCACGUCUGAGAGACUCAUAGGUGCGGCGGAGGCUACGUGGUGUCGUUCCGUGGAGCAAUACGAGAGGAGUCGAGAUUUUAAAUGUUCUAACAGUACCGCGCCGCUUUGAGAGCGCACGAGAGAGGCGAAGGAGUGCAAAAACCGGGAUUUGCAACCAAUUCCCAGCCUUUUUCAUUCCCAUUCGAUUCCGGUCACGCUAUCAAGCUGUGUUCUUUAACCAUGGGAUGUACUUUGAGCGCAGAGGAGAGGGCGGCUCUGGACCGGAGCAAAGCCAUCGAGAAGAACCUCAAGGAAGACGGCCUCACCGCGGCCAAAGAUGUCAAGCUGUUGCUGCUCGGGGCUGGAGAGUCAGGGAAAAGCACCAUCGUGAAACAGAUGAAGAUCAUCCACGAGGAUGGUUUCUCUGGUGAUGAUGUAAAGCAGUACAAGCCUGUUGUUUACAGCAACACCAUCCAAUCUCUGGCUGCCAUCGUCCGUGCCAUGGAUACACUGGGCCUUGAGUAUGGAGAUAAAGAGAGGAAGGCGGAUGCCAAGAUGGUAUGUGAUGUGGUUAGUCGUAUGGAGGACACAGAGCCUUACUCCACCGAGCUGCUGUCCUCCAUGAUGCGUCUCUGGUCCGACUCGGGGAUCCAGGAAUGCUUCAGCCGGGCUCGGGAGUACCAGCUCAACGAUUCAGCGCAGUACUACCUAGACAGCCUAGAUCGGAUUGGCGCUGCAGACUACCAGCCAACAGAGCAGGACAUUUUGAGGACCCGGGUGAAGACUACGGGCAUUGUGGAGACACACUUUACCUUCAAAAACCUCCACUUCAGGCUGUUUGAUGUCGGAGGCCAGAGGUCAGAGAGGAAGAAGUGGAUCCAUUGUUUUGAGGACGUCACUGCCAUAAUUUUUUGCGUGGCACUCAGUGGAUACGACCAGGUGUUGCACGAGGAUGAGACCACGAAUCGCAUGCAUGAGUCUUUGAUGCUCUUUGACUCAAUCUGCAACAACAAAUUCUUCAUCGACACCUCCAUCAUCCUCUUCCUCAACAAGAAAGAUUUGUUUGCAGAAAAGAUAAAGAAGUCGGCGCUCAGCAUCUGUUUCCCUGAGUACACAGGACCAAACACCUAUGAGGAUGCAGCAGCUUACAUCCAAGCACAGUUUGAGAGCAAGAAUCGCUCCCCAAAUAAGGAAAUCUACUGUCACAUGACCUGCGCCACAGAUACAGGGAACAUCCAGGUUGUGUUUGAUGCCGUGACCGAUAUCAUCAUCGCCAACAACCUCCGAGGAUGUGGCUUGUACUAAGCACCCCCAUGUAACAUCCCCACUCACCCGCUCCUUCCUUUCUCCUAACUGUCCUCUUCCACCUCGUCCUCCUCCUCAUCCCUAUUCCUCUGACACUGCUGUGGAAAUGAUGGUGUUUAUUUAAAAAAUAAUAAUUAUAAAGAGAAAAAUACAAUACGGAAGCGUAUUGCAUUCACUUGGAUAAAAAAAAAAAAAUAAAUAACUGUUUUUAUGAGUAAUGUUUUUGAGGGCUUUGUUUUUCUGACUUUUUUUCUGUUUUUCGGACACAUUUUUUUUCCACCUGUUUUUCUGACUAUUUUUUUCUGUUUUUCGGACAUUUUUUUUCCACCUGUUUUUCUGACUAUUUUUUUCUGUUUUUCGAACAAAUUUUUUUUCCACCUGUUUUUCUGACUAUUUUUUUUCUGUUUUUCGGACUCAUUUUUUCCACCUGUUUUUCUGACUAUUUUUUUUCUGUUUUUCGGACAAAUUUUUUUCCACCUGUUUUUCUGACUAUUUUUUUUCUGAGUUAUCACGCGAGAACCUGCGAACUGCAAGUGACUCUUUGCGGACUCACUAAUGGCGGAUUACUGCUCGCACACCUUCAACCUGCCCAUACGUGUUUACAUUACCGCUUCAAUUAAGGUAAGUCACAUAAUGAAAAUAAAAAAAUCGUCAGAAAAACAGGUGGAAAAAAAUAGUCCGAAAAACAGAAAGAAAAUGGUCAAAAAACAGGUGGAAAAAGAAUUUGUCCGAAAAACAGAAACAAAUAGUCAGAAAAACAGGUGGAAAAAAUGUGUCCGAAAAACAGAAAAGAAAAUAGUCAAAAAAAACAGGUGGAAAAAAAAUUUGACCGAAAAACAGAAAAAAAUAGUCAGAAAAACAAAACCCUCAAAACAAUUACUCAGAAAAACAGGAGUUUUUUUUUUUAUCCAAGUGAAUGCAAUACGCUUCCGUAAUACAACUAGGUACAUUAAUAUUAAUGAGAAUAAUUAUAUAUAAAAUGCUAGGCAUACACACACACACACACACACACACACAUAUAUAUAUAUAUAUAUAUAUAUAUAUAUAUAUAUAUAUAUAUAUAUAUAUAUAUAUAUAUAUAUAUAAUAUGUAAUGUUUUUAGAUUUUGGCCCUUGCUGUGGCUUCUCCCCUGAUGCUCUCUGGCUUGCUGCCAAACAAAUAAACAACGAAAUGUGUUUUAGAAGGAAACACAAAACUCUGCAGCCUUGAAAACUUGAGAACAAAGUUGAUGAAAGUCUCUGUUCUAAUCUAAUUUUCCUUUCCAGUGUUGUCUUUGUUGCUAACGAAAUAUCUUUUUUUAUUACCUUGGAUAUGAAUUGUGUUUUAUUUUUGUUGAUUUUGUCUAUAUUUAUUACAUCAGCCUGUACACAGAUUUGUAUUCACAUUUUGUCUCACCUGACACAUAUGUUGUAUAUUAUUAUGUUUCUUGAUACAGUAGUGUUUAUGCAGGAACAAUUUUGAAUAAAUAUGUGAAAAUGUCUAUCACUUAAAGAAUAUUGAACAGGUCGGCCAAUCAAAACCUUUGAAAAACACUCAAGACCUGCUGAAACUGUCAAACACAGAUUAAUUUAACAUUUGUCUUUUGUUUACAUUAUCAGAGACACUUUGGAGCCCUUAAUUGCACAUUUCCUUUUCAAAUUGUAUGACUUUACUGUUCCACAAAGAGUCCUGACAUAGACAGGAAGUGAGGCGUUCUCUUUCUUUAGCUGGCUUUCGCCUGACAGCCAAUGGUGACACAUGGCGGUACUGUACUGUAGAUAGCAAUGCCUUUAGAAGUGAGUACACGUUAUAACUACCUUUCUCACUAUUAUAACCUCUACUAAUAUUCUCGGUGUGCGGAAGUUCGCUCCUGGUUUGAAAACUGUUGAUUAAUUUAUUAACUUAUUUAUUGAUGAUCACAUCCUGUCUCAGACAUACUUUUACAGUAUAUAUCAGAGCCUCUGUUUCUCUACAUUUACAGUAUAAACCGUCAUGCCUUUACGUCUCUCAGCGCCAUCCAUGCAUGGCACCCUCGCAUCCGGCUAUUGUUGGAGGUGGGGCAGGGGGUGAGAUUGUCAUAAGGGGUCAAAAGCCCUCGCUCCCUCCAUCCUCCUGUCAAAGCCCUUGACAAGGAUAGCAUGACAUUACUGAAACCGUUGUAUAAAGUGACCAGUUACUCCAAAACCGGAAGAAGAAGAAAAAAGAUCCACCUAGAUAUUGUUGGUAUUUUUUUAAAAAGUCAUAAAAAUGGAAAAACAAAUAAAAGCACUUUAAAAAAAAUAAAUCAAUCAAUCAAUCAAUCAAAUGGCAAGAUGAGAGCCGUAAUUGAAAGGAGAGAGAUAGUUGUGAAUAUUCUCAUUCCAGGCAUUGAAUCGAUAGCAACUUGACUGCUUUGGUUGUGUUAGAAAUCAAGUUAAGUUUAUUUGUACAGCCCUUAAUUACAAAAGAGUCUCAAAAGGCUUUGAAGAUGUUUGGUGGUCACGCCACUUGAGAGCCAAAAGUGGCCACAGGUGUCUACUUUCAGUUGCCUCGACCACCAUUGUUACAACCAAAUGGAAUAUUAACGAGAGUGAUAAAUAGUUGUGUUUCCACACCAAUACUCAGGCUAAAGCUGUCUUAUCUACCCAAUGCGCAUGAACUGAUUAUAGCCUGUUUGGAUGAGAGGCAAAUGUUUUCUAAGACAACCACAACACUCUAGUUGCGAUCGAUCCUAUGUCCUGAGAAGGAGAGAGAUGGUUUCUUCUUGAAUGCAUCCAACUACUGUUUAAUCAAGUAUGACAAUUAAGGUUUUGAAAAUUGAAUGGUUCUGUUUGACGCUGUUGGAACGAUACAAGCAUAGAUUUUGGAAUUCUUGUAGUAACAUCAAUGUAAAACUGUUUUAAAAAAAAAAAAAAAAAAAAAAUCAACAUUUUGAAAAUCACACCUUGGACAAUAAUGGAAUCACAGAAAUUAACAUGGGUAUUACAUACCCAUCACGAGGAUCCUGUAAAAUUCUACAAUAUUUCCUGUGCUUUGUAGCUACAGAACGUUUUUUUCCUCUAGUUAUAUCCCUUUUGUAAAAUAAACUAUGUUUUGCAAUUGUUUCCAGAUAGACAGCAAGCUGAUUUGGAGCCGCAGUGUUCCCAAAGGACAAUGUGUUGUAAUGCUUUGAAAUGUGCCCCACCUCCCUCUCUCUUGUUACUGUUUUGCCUGUUUCCCUGCAUUAUCACUUUAGCCGGACUCAAAAUGAUUCAAUUAUAUUAUAACAAUAUCUAUUUUUUAUUAUUUCAGACAAAUAAAACAGUUACUUGGG
Phycodurus eques (leafy seadragon) is the source of this 4782-nucleotide messenger RNA. RefSeq names its product guanine nucleotide binding protein (G protein), alpha activating activity polypeptide O, a (gene gnao1a). NCBI's taxonomy places the organism in Eukaryota, Metazoa, Chordata, Actinopteri, Syngnathiformes, Syngnathidae. Gene Ontology annotation, cellular component: heterotrimeric G-protein complex. The transcript is spliced from 8 exons. Gene Ontology annotation, molecular function: GTP binding; G protein-coupled serotonin receptor binding; mu-type opioid receptor binding. The record is from RefSeq and is a predicted model, not a curated record. Gene Ontology annotation, biological process: G protein-coupled dopamine receptor signaling pathway; adenylate cyclase-modulating G protein-coupled receptor signaling pathway. Bases 447 to 1511 code for a protein of 354 amino acids.